GCUGUUUGUAGACCUAUUUUGGAGGUCUUAUGGUGUUUCAAACGAACCGUUAUAAACUGUGACCGUACUGACCCGUAUUAAACUCAUGCUUCCGGUUAAAUGUACAUGUAAACAAGAAAGUCUCUCAAGUUGUGUGACAUAAAUUUACAGCUAAUGCAAAAGGGGGAAAUUUUGGUUCUGAAAGGGAAAAAAACCAGCCUAGUUUGGUGGGGGAAGACGCCGAUAUUCGGCGUCUGUUAUAGAAGAAUGACACGUAAACGGAAACGCCCUUUUUUGUAUGCAACCAGGGAAUCUGAAAUGGUAAAGUCAGGGAUAGAAUCCAGUGACAAGGCAAGUGGGUACGUGAUAAUAAAAUCAUGUGAUACAACACCAAGUGGGGUAAACGCUACGUUGGCUGGGGUAAAUUCAAAGACAUUGACGUUAGAUGCAGCACAACAUGACUUCAAUUCUGUUUAUGUCAAGAUUGAGACUGAUCAAGAGUAUAAUCUAGCUGAUGGCUUUUAUUCUGCAUGUGCCCAAUCAGAACAGACACUAUGUGAAGAGAUACUUCAAGAUCUCACAAAACAAAUUGGCAUUGAUUCUCAAUUUGCCCAAUCAGAACAGACGCUAUGUGAAGAGGUACUUCAAGAUCUCACCAAACAAAUUUGUGUCGAUUCUCGAUUUGCCCUAUCAGAACAGGCAAUAUGUGAAGAGAUACAUGUACUUCAAGAUUUCACUAAACAAAUUAGCGUUGAUUCUCCAUUUGCCCCAUCAGAACAAACACUAUGUGAAGAGGUACUUCAAGAUGUCUCCAUACAAAUGAACGUCAAUUCUGGAUGUGUCAAAGCACAACAUUUAAAUAGGAAUCAAGAUUGUGAUAUACAAACUGUCAUUAAUUCUGAAUGUGUAAAGGAGCUACAAGUGGAUCAUGGCAGCUCAAGCGAUUCAGAGGGAGAGGAAGAUGGAUCCGAACUGGAGUUCCACAGUGAUGUUGAAUAUGCUCCAGAAUGUAUAGAACGACAUAACCUCCAGCUAAAAGUGACAUUUUCAGGAAAUAGCCCCAACCAAGGUUUCUUCAAGCUGUUUGAUGGGUUCCAGUUGACAGACCAGUUCAUAGACGCUGAUAUUCUUGUUGUUAAGGCUUCUGGCGAAGGAAACACACGGACAUCUACCCCAACUAUGAAGUUUUUCAAGAGUUUGCUUGGAAGAAAAGUAAAAAUUGUGAGCAAAAAUUGGGUGAAAGAUUCACUUCUGCAUGGAUCAGUGCAGGAUAUGACUAAAUAUCUUGUGAAAAGAAUUGCACCGUAUGGAGAGUUGUCUGAUAAAGAAAACUUCCAGCCAUUUGAGUUCAAGAUUGCAGGCACAGACUUGAUCAAUAUUACAGAAGAUGAUGUUCGAUAUUUGCUGAAUACUAUGGGAGGGACAGAAGUUCAUGAAGUGUCUCCAGAGACAAUCAUUAUUUGUGCUGAUGGAGCAACACAUACUGCUGAAAAAUGUGUGGGCAAGGAGUGGAUAUAUCAGUCAAUAGUAGACGGGCGCAUUGCAUCCACUUCAAAAGGGGGUAUUGCAUCCACUUCAAAAGAGCGAAUUGCAUCCACUUCAAAACGGCAGAUUGCAUCCACUUCAAAAGAGGGAAUUGCAUCCACUUCAAAACAGCAGAUUGCAUCCACUUCAAAGGAGCGAACUGCAUCUGCUUCAAAACAGCAGAUUGCAUCCACUUCAAAAGAGCAAAUUGCAUCCACUUCAAAAAAGCGAAUUGCAUCCACUUCAAAAAAGCAGAUUGCAUCCUCUUCAAAAGAGCGAAUUGCAUCCACUUCAAAAAGGCACAUUCCAUCAACUUCAAAAAGGUGCAUUCCAUCAACUUCAAAAAGGCGUCUUCCAUCAACUUCAACAAGGUGGAUUGCAUCGACUUUAAAAAAGCGCAUUGCAUCCACAUCAAAAGAGCGCAUUGAAUUCACGGCAAAAGAGCGCAUUCCAUUCACGUCAAAAAAGCGCAUUGCAGCCACUUCAAAAGAGCACACUGCAGCCACUUCAAAAGAGCGCAUUGCAGCCACUUCAAAAGGAAAUCAAAGUGAAACAACUGAUUCCAGUGGGGAUGAUUCUAGUGAACAAGAGGAUCUUGCUUCAACACCUGAUAAACAAAUCUACCUGCAGACAUCUCGUUCAAGUGCUGGAAAACGCACACAGAAAUGGCAGUGCUGCUUGUAUUGCAACAAGUUACAAACUAAAAUUUCGAGACAUAUGGCAUGCAAUCACUCAACAGAGAUUGAAGUGGCAAAAAUCUUAAGCUUGCCGAAAAAUAGUAUAGAGCGACGGAGAGCAUGGAUAGAAUUAGAAUCUAAGGGAAACUUUUGUCACAAUGACCGAGUUCGUGAAUCAGGAAAGGGUAUGAUAAUCCCUAAGAAAAGACCAUCUGGAAAAAGAACUGAACAAAAAUAUAUACCUUGUGAAUAUUGUAAAUCAUUCUUUGUUGAAUUACACAUGUGGAGACAUCACAAAACAUGUGUUGCAAAACUUCCUGAUGUUAAAAGUGAUGGAACAACUAGAAACGCACAAUCUGUUAAAUGUACAACACCUUUCCAUGAACAUGUUGUUUCUAAAAUGCCUAACGACUCAAUAAGCAUGAUUGCAAAGUUGGAUCCUUUAAUAAAACACUUUGGAAAGCAUGAGCAUAUGAAAUAUGUAAAUAACUCCAGUGCACACAGACAUAUUUCACAGGAUAUGCGCAACUUAGCUACAUUUGUGCAAGCAAUGAAAGGGAAGGACAAGAGUUUAGCAGGUUUGAGCCAUUGUUUAAAUCCUCAGAAAUGGGGAAAGGUUAUAUCAGCUGUGAGGGACAUUGCGGGCUACAACUCUGAGAGUCAACAUUUUCGAAACCCAUCCUUUGUCCUUAAAAUAGGACACAGUUUAAUAAAAUGUGCUAGGAUUGGGCGCACUAAGGCAAUCGAUGUUGGAAAUAUGGCUAUCAAAGAUAAAAUGAAUUCCUUCAUUGAUCUUUUCAUAGAUAAAUGGGAUGAAAGUGCCUCUCGUUUAGCCAUUGAUUCAAUACUGAAUAAACACAAGGACAGUGACAGUGAAUUGGAGCCAAAUUACCAUAACAACCUUGCAGAUAUUGAUGGUGAUGAUGGAAGCAAUGUGGAGCAAGUUAUCAUCAACAGCAAUGCCACACGAAAGCUUGAUAUACUUGAUGAGAAAAGCCUUUGUCAAAAGAAGGAUGGUACAUGGGAACAUCACACUUUGUCAAGGGAGACGUUGUCUGAUCAGUUGAGCACCUAUACAUUGCAGGAUUCAGGCAUGCAUAAGGAUUCCAGUUAUGAAGAAGAUUUUGUUGUUCAAGAACCAGAUGAGGAUAACACACCAGCGAUGGACACUGGCGAUGAUGACUCCUCUGACUCCGAAUCACAUGAGUUGUAUUUGUCUUGGAAUUGUGAGACCGACUCAGAUAGUAUACCAUUGGAAAACAACAUUUCUGAUGUUGACAUAAGGUUGGACAAACCGGAUACUGGUUUAGCUCAUCAAGCAAUGGAUGGAUGUGAUUCUGUGAGUGCUAAUACAGUAAGUGAAAGUGAAAAUGAACUAACAAAAACCAUACAAGAUAUCACGAACAGAACGUCAGAUAGUUGUAAUAGGAUAUGGGGCAAAAAACAUUCAUGCCUUUAUUGCUUAAAGCAGUAUCCACAAAUUGUUCGACAUCUUGAACAUGUGCACUCAAAUGAGAUUGAUGUGCAAAGAGCUUUGGCAUUUGACCAGAAAUCCAAGGAGCGGAAAGCCCUUUGGCUUGACCUUGUGAAUAGGGGGAAUGUUGCACACAACUCAAAGGUUUUGGAAACUCAAAAAGGAGAAAUAAGCACAGGCGAACAGCCUCCUAAAGUGCAAGAUGGUACAAAUGAUGAUGAAUGCUCUUUUUGUUCUGAAACGUUUUUAAAAAAAGACCCGUGGAGACACGUCAAAAAGGCCGAAACUUCAAUGAGAAAAAGACUGAGAAACCCAAGAAAUAAAAAAUGGUGGACAGAAAUAGAACAGGCUGCUGUCAAGAGACAGUUGGGCAAAUAUUUUCACUUGGAUAAAUUGCCAGGAAAACAUGAAAUUGAAGCGGCACAGAUGCUAGAACCUCUUCUGUCAAAACGACCAUGGAUUCAAAUAAAAUGUUUCAUAAAGAAUGUAAAAGUAGCUUUGAAAAGGAAACACAACAGAUCUGCUCAGGAGACUUAGGUACUCAGGACCGUAUUGUUAUUCUCUGGAUACUUUUUUGAUAUGCGCAUUUAUUGUAAGCACAUUCAUGAUGUGUGUGUUAUAGAAAAACAUAUUAUCAGUAAUGAUUGAAAUAAUAAAGAAGUUUCAAAGACUGAAAAAGGUGAGUUUAGCUUUAACAAUUAUGCUGAUGCACUAGAAUGCAUGCGACUGUCAUCAGGGAAAAAAUAUUACAUGUACAUGUGCAAUAAAAUCCCAUUUUAGGUCCAGAUACAUUGUAUGUAUUAUGUCAGUUAAUUAUAGGAUACAAACUUGGCAGAGGCUUUUAUUCUGUAAAAAUGCUAAAGACUUUGCUAUGAAAUUGAAAAUUGUUUUAUUAAUUACUAAGUUAAUAAUAAUAAAACUUAACAUCAAUAUUUAAGUAUAACAUUAGUUUACCUUACUAAGGCCUAUUUUUGUGUGCGUUUGCUUAAGUGAUAGCAUCAGUUAACUGGCAAAUAACCCAGAAUGCUUAAUGCAAAGUUUCAUUGUUGAAAUGUAUGAAUACAUAAGUUCCACCACAAUAUUUUUUACGGAUAAAUCUUUCCAGUAAAUUGAUCUAUGUUGCCAGUUUUAUUUUGAUAAUCAGAUAUGUCAUAGCCAUUUUAAAAACAUGUUUUUUUUCACCAGCCUUUUGAACAGGAGAGGAUUUUAAGAAUACCAUCCUUCAUUAUAAAAGUACCGAAGCUUCUGUGAAGAAAAAUAGUGUACUGAAUAAGGGCAACAAGAUGAUACAUGUUGUACAAGACUGUUUUUUCCCCAUAGGCUGAACGUGAGAUAACUUUGUAUACAAAUACCGGUAUAUCUUCAUAUUGUAAUAACUCAAAAAGUGUGUUUUUACAGUCUGUACCUUUACCAUUUUAAAUGGUCCAUUUAUAUGAAAAUUUAAAUAAAUGCUUCACAUGAUCAUUCUGUUGAGGGGAAAUGUUGCACAUGAUGUAUUUUGCCCAGCUUCUAAAGUAUAGGUAGCAGUCAUUUGUUUAGCAAUUGCAAAAUGACCUUCAUGAUAAAUUUCUUGAAACAUUAGACAAGCCACAUCUAUUUAUUACUGAUUUCUAAAAUUUUUAAACAUACCCUGGAGUGUUAGCCAUCAUAAAUCUGUUAAUUUUUUUAUGGUUGUAUCUUUUUCCUGACAAAUCCCAUUAAGCCCUGACAAACAUUAAUUACCAUGUAAUCUUUGUUGUCUAGUCAUUUACAUUUUUGUAUUAAGGUCCUCACAAAGCACAUAUUGCAUGAACAUUUUUAUGGGAGUCAAUAGAAGUUCCCGUGAUAUCCAUUUCAUCAUUACUUGGUCAUCAACUUCAGUUUUCCUGUAAUUGUGUUCAGAAAUGCCAAUGUGUUUAUUGCCUUGUUUGAAAUUAUAUAGUUAAUAUAGUUCAUAAAAAGAUUUUAAUCUACACAUGUUUUCACAUAAAUUUGAAUCACAUGUAGUCAUUAGUUAUAAGUAUCAAUUGCCAAAUAGUUAACUUAACUUUUGUAGCUUGAAAGCAGCCAUUCAAUUUGCUUUUCUGGUUUACGUUUUGAUGUAAACGUUUUGUUAUUCUAAAAGUUAAGAAGUUGUUCACCUGAAACUUGCAAUUCUUUCUUUGACAUUUCAAGAUAUUUUUUAACAGAUUUUGUCAUUUUUCGAACUAUAUUUAAUAUGUAAAAAACUUGCAAAAGUUUGGAAAAUCGUCAUUUUAACAAUCUGUAAACAAGUCCGGUUUAAUCAGUAUUGCUAAGUACUUGCAGAGUAAUAUUCAAUAGUUUUCUUUUCUUAAUUGCAACUCUCAAAGCAAUACUUUCUCUGACAUUGAUUUGUCGUAAAUUUUUGUAUAAACGUUAUUUUACAUUGAUGUAUGAGUCAUAAUAUAUCCUAGAAUUGUUCUUUAUAGUCAUCUGAAUGUACACUAAUCUGCACAGGUUUAAAGAACGAUGGGUGAGUAAUUUAAGUAGCUAUAUUGUUUUCUUGUAUAGACCUAAAUUCUCAAUAAGAAAUUGAGUAACAGAGUUGUGUAAACAAAUUUUAGUCGUGUAAUGUUACAUUUAGUUGAUCAAAUCAGUCUUUACAUAGAACUGAAUUAUAUAUUUUUAUGUUCCCCACCACUAAAGUGUUUUUGCCCUGUCUGUUGGUUGGUUGGUUUGUUCGUGCCAACUUAAACAUUUACCAUAACUUUUGCAAUAUUGAAGAUAGCAACUUCAUAUUUGGCAUGCAUGUGUAUCUCAUGGAGCUGCUCAUUAUGAGUGGUCUAAAGUCGAGGUCAUCCUUCAAGGUCAAAGGUCAAAUAUAUGGGUCAUUAUCGCUCAUUUAAUGUACACUUUUGCAAUAUUGAAGAUAGCAACUUGAUAUUUGGUAUGCAUGUGUAUCUCAUGGCGCUGCACAUUUUGAGUGGUGAAAGGUCAAGGUCAUCCUUCAAGGUCAAAGGUCAAAUAUAUGGAGACAUAGUGUUUCACAAACACAUCGCUUGUUUGUAUGUACAUUUAUGUGCCAGUCAUUUUAAAUCCUGUUCUUUUGUGUACAUGUAAUUUAGGUCCUAAUAAAGUAUCAUCUGCACU
Molecule: messenger RNA, 6744 nt
Organism: Dreissena polymorpha
Lineage: Eukaryota; Metazoa; Mollusca; Bivalvia; Myida; Dreissenidae
Exons: 12
Coding region: 154-4191 (1345 amino acids)
Source: RefSeq, a predicted model, not a curated record